This is a messenger RNA of Nicrophorus vespilloides, 1657 nucleotides long. RefSeq names its product ras-related protein Rab-10 (gene Rab10). Gene Ontology annotation, molecular function: GTP binding; GTPase activity. Lineage: Eukaryota; Metazoa; Arthropoda; Insecta; Coleoptera; Silphidae. The coding region runs from base 1 to 612 and encodes 203 amino acids. Gene Ontology annotation, biological process: cellular response to insulin stimulus. The record is from RefSeq and is a predicted model, not a curated record. Gene Ontology annotation, cellular component: insulin-responsive compartment; Golgi apparatus; recycling endosome. The transcript has 4 exons.
AUGGCCAAAAAGACAUAUGAUCUAUUGUUCAAAUUGCUGCUGAUCGGCGACUCCGGUGUCGGCAAAACCUGCAUUUUAUUUCGGUUCUCCGACGACGCCUUUACGACCACUUUUAUUUCAACAAUCGGUAUUGAUUUUAAAAUAAAAACUGUGGACCUGAGGGGCAAGAAAAUCAAACUGCAGAUAUGGGACACUGCCGGUCAGGAGAGGUUCCACACAAUCACCACCUCCUAUUACAGGGGAGCCAUGGGCAUCAUGUUAGUUUACGAUAUAGCUAAUGAAAAGAGUUUUGAAAAUAUAGUGAAAUGGUUGAGAAACAUUGAUGAGCAUGCAAACGAGGACGUAGAGAAGAUGAUUCUUGGUAAUAAAUGUGAUAUGGAUGAUAAGAGGACAGUCAGUAAAGAAAGAGGAGAGGCUAUUGCGCGCGAGCAUAGUAUAAGAUUCAUGGAAACCUCGGCCAAGGCGAACAUAAACAUUGAAAAGGCGUUCAGCGAAUUGGCCGAAGCCAUACUAGAUAAAACCGCUGGCCGAGAGCAAGGUGAACAUGUUGAUAGAGUAACGGUGGAUAGAAGACAGCAGGCCAGUUCGUCAAAAUCAUGUUGCAAUAAUUAGGUAUAAAAUACACUUCAUUUCACAUAGAGUUUCAUAGGGAUUAAAAAAGUAUAUUUAAAAAUUUUCUCAUCUCAAAAAAAUCGAAACACGCUUUAUGUUUUUUCUAAUCAAAUACAAAUGUGACCAAUUCUCUAUGGUAUGGAAUGGAUCUAUAAUUGUAAAUCAAUGUGAAAUCUGCUUAAUGAAAGAAAAUAAUACUAAGUUCUAGCGGGCUGCCACUUGCUAAAUGAAGUUAUGCACAAUAAUAAUUAUUAAUGUAUGGCGCAUACAUAACGUAUCUGUUAUAUACAUAUAUUUAUUAAUAUAUAAUUAAAUUCGUUCAUUGCCAGUUAAUAUUACCAGUUUUUUUUCAUUUGGUAGCACUCAUGACACAACUUGUAUUUGACUUUUGCAAUCAUUCCGUUAGCAUUUUUUUUAUGUCGUAACAAAAUUUUUUGAUGAAAUUUUGAUUGUGUGUUUGUUGUGUCAGUAUUACUUCAUAUAUUGCACAGAAUGUAAAUAACUAUAAAUAUUGAAUGAAACGCUUCCUUUUUUUUUGUUGUUUUCAUACACAAAGGUUUCUGUUUUUGACCUGAAUACAAAAAAAAUAAAUUAAAGGAAAGAUGAGCAGAGGGCGCGAUAAAAGAAUGGAAUAUUUUAAGUAACUUCUAAACGAUAUUAUAUUUUUUUAAAUUGUAUUCAAAAUGUGUUUGGUUUUGUGCUAUUAAAUUUUAUUGUCUGAGAUAUAUAGAUAUAUAUUAUAAAUAUAGGUAUGUGAUUGACAGGAAAUAAUAUUGUGUCUAGCCAUUGAAAUGUUAUUCAGAAGAAAGUUUAAAUUUAUAGUGUUAUAAAAUGUGGCUUCUUGUGUAAUAUUAAACACUUAUUUCUUUUACUACAAAUACUCCAUGUUUACUUUAUAAUACAAAUAAAACCAAGACAAGUUGAAUAUUAGUCAUAAAUACAUUUUUUAAUUAAUAUUUAUAUUAUUGAAUGUACAAACAAACAAGAAAUGAAAAACAUUGUAAGUUGCAAAUACGCUUUUUCAAAAUAAAUUAAACAAAAAAAA